Messenger RNA from Perkinsus marinus ATCC 50983, 440 nucleotides. Its product is annotated as 60S ribosomal protein L37, putative. Gene Ontology annotation, cellular component: ribosome; cytosolic large ribosomal subunit. Gene Ontology annotation, biological process: translation. NCBI's taxonomy places the organism in Eukaryota, Perkinsozoa, Perkinsida, Perkinsidae. The coding region runs from base 1 to 339 and encodes 112 amino acids. The record is from RefSeq and is a predicted model, not a curated record. The transcript has 3 exons. Gene Ontology annotation, molecular function: structural constituent of ribosome; RNA binding.
AUGGCUCUGGACAGUCGUGCCGCUUCAAUCGGAACUCCAGAAAUAGUUACUUCGUGGGGUACCAAGGGUACCACUUCGUUUGGACGUCGUUUGACCAAGUCUCACGGCCUCUGUGUCCGUUGCGGCAAGAGAUCCUUCCACACUCAGCAGAAGCACUGUGCUUCUUGCGGCUUCCCCAACAGGAAGAUGCGCAGCUUCAACUGGUCCAUCAAGGCUAAGCGUCGUCGCACCACCGGUUCCGGUCGUUGCCGUUAUCUCAAGCUCGUCGACCGCAGGGCUAAGAACGGCUUCAAGGAGGGUUCCGUCGCCAAGAAGGCCGGCUCCGCUGCCUCCAACUAAAUUGGUGGCUAAGCAGUGGUGCACCGUUGUCCUGACCAAACGGUAAGGAGACGGUUCAGCAAGAGCAGCUAAGGUCUGGAUGACUUCCUGGUACUUCAAAG